Peromyscus eremicus (cactus mouse) is the source of this 1486-nucleotide messenger RNA. RefSeq names its product phospholipid phosphatase 7 (inactive) (gene Plpp7). The record is from RefSeq and is a predicted model, not a curated record. The transcript is spliced from 2 exons. NCBI's taxonomy places the organism in Eukaryota, Metazoa, Chordata, Mammalia, Rodentia, Cricetidae. Bases 249 to 1064 code for a protein of 271 amino acids. Gene Ontology annotation, cellular component: nuclear envelope. Gene Ontology annotation, molecular function: sphingosine-1-phosphate phosphatase activity.
UCAGCUGUGGACUCAUCCGCCUCUCAAGUGGCUCUAUUGGCUCUGGCCCCGCAAGGGUGGGCUCCAUUGGCUACCCAGCUGGCACCGACGUCCCCUUGGAGCCGGGUGGCAGCCGGAGGUAAAUAGCAUGUGCAAUCCUCCUCUCUAUAUUUAACAGCUGCUACAGAGAAGGUGGCGGCUUUUGUCUUCUGGGAGAAGGGCCUUGGAACUGGGCUGGGACUGGCCUUCUCAGAGUGAGUGAGGUCACCAUGCCGGCUUCCCAGAGCCGGGCCCGUGCCAGGGACCGCAACAAUGUCCUCAACAGGGCCGAGUUCCUGUCCCUGAACCAGCCCCCCAAGGGGACCCAAGAGCCCAGAAGCUCAGGUAGGAAGGCCUCAGGGCCCUCGACACAACCCCCACCCUCCGGCGAUGGGGCCCGGGAGCGUCGCCAGUCACAGCAGCUGCCCGAGGAGGACUGCAUGCAGCUGAACCCCUCAUUCAAGGGCAUCGCCUUCAACUCCCUCCUGGCCAUUGACAUCUGCAUGUCCAAACGACUGGGGGUGUGUGCCGGCCGGGCUGCAUCCUGGGCCAGUGCCCGUUCCAUGGUCAAGCUCAUUGGCAUCACAGGCCACGGCAUCCCUUGGAUCGGGGGCACCAUCCUCUGCCUGGUGAGAAGCAGCACCCUGGCUGGCCAGGAGGUGCUCAUGAACCUGCUGCUAGCCCUGCUCCUGGACAUCAUGACAGUGGCUGGAGUACAGAAGCUCAUCAAGCGCCGCGGCCCGUAUGAGACGAGCCCUGGACUCUUGGACUACCUCACUAUGGACAUCUACGCCUUCCCUGCUGGCCACGCCAGCCGUGCCGCCAUGGUGUCCAAGUUCUUCCUGAGUCACCUGGUGCUGGCGGUGCCCUUGCGUGUGCUGCUGGUGCUCUGGGCCUUCUGUGUGGGCCUGUCACGGGUGAUGAUCGGACGCCACCACAUCACAGACGUCAUCUCAGGCUUCAUCAUUGGCUACUUCCAGUUCCGCCUGGUGGAGCUCGUGUGGAUGUCCUCCAACACCUGCCAGAUGCUCAUCUCUGCCUGGUGAGCCAGCACCCACCGCCCAUCCGGGCUUUAGGCAGAGCUGGUCCCAGAGAGGUGGCUAGAAGCAGGUCAGUGGGGAAGGACUGACUCCACUUCCCCAUUCCGGUAGGAGGCUGACUUGUUAGUACUGUGGGGCUUCCUGUCCUUUUCGCUUGGACUCUGAGGCAGCCAGGACAACUCACAUGGGCUGUCAUGCUUAGCCUCUAUUCUUAGUCUGAAGACAAUAGAUGAGAACAAGAUGGCCAUAGGAGGGGCAGAGUCUUGUCCCUUCAUCACCAUGACAGCGGCUGUACUGUGCUACAAGACACCACAGCACAAAGCUCAGUGAAAUAUUCCCGCCUCUCACCCAACACAGGUGCCAGUCCAUCAGUGAUCACUGACAGCUUAGGGUGCCUGGGGGCCCCAGCCUGCAAGAUACUUCUGUGG